Molecule: messenger RNA, 5343 nt
Organism: Bombina bombina (fire-bellied toad)
Lineage: Eukaryota; Metazoa; Chordata; Amphibia; Anura; Bombinatoridae
Product: complement C4-like
Biological process (GO): complement activation
Cellular component (GO): extracellular region
Molecular function (GO): endopeptidase inhibitor activity; protein binding
Source: RefSeq, a predicted model, not a curated record
UCUCUCUCCCCCCCUCAGUCUGUCUCAUCAUUUGGUUCCUGCAUCUCUGCCAGUUACAACCCCUCUCUCUCUCUGUACAGGAUGGGGCUUCCGCAGCCUCUCCUGCGCUGUGUGCUAUGGGCAGCUAUAUUUACUGGGAUCACAGCACAAACACCUAAUUUUCUAGCAGUGGCGCCACGGAUCAUUCAUGUUGGGGUAGAAGAAUCAGUGGGAGUUCAGUUUGAGUGGCCCUCAGGUUCGUCACCUCCUGCUGGUGACAUUCAGGUGAAAUUGUACCUAAGGAACCAGCUGAAUAUGGUGAAAUGCUCAGAACAGAAAACCGUAAUACUGAACAGAGCGAACAAUUAUAUAAAGACAGAGAAACUGCAGAUCACUUUUCUUCAGGCAACUACCUGUAAGUUGGAUACUACAAAAGUCAACAGAUAUGUCCAACUAGCAGUAGAGAGCAGUGUUCUUGGUGGUAAAACGCGAGUUGUGUCCAUCCCUGUGUCAUACCAGAGGGGAUACCUGUUUAUACAGACGGAUAAGAGUAUAUACACUCCAAAGGAAAAAGUUCAAUAUAGAGUUUUUUGUCUGGACCACAUGAUGAGACCAAGUAAUGAAAACGUCAUUUUAUCUGUCUUUAAUGCCCAGGGAGUGCAGGUUAAAAGGAAUGAACAGUUUGCUGCUAACGCUAUGAUUCCAGGCAGUCUUCUGAUUCCAGAUAUAUCAACGCCUGGAACUUGGAAAAUCACUGCUCAGUAUAGCACAGCACCAGGAACAAAUUUUACUACUGAAUUUGAAGUAAAAAAAUAUGUUCUUCCAAAUUUUGAGGUGAAGAUUAUUCCAGACAUCCCAUAUUUCCUCAUCUCUAAAAACGAGUUAAGAUUCAGAGUUGAAGCCAGGUAUGUGUACGGGGAACCUGUAGAUGGUAUCGCCUAUGUACGAGUAGGAAUCAUAGACAAAGACGGGCAGAAAUCAAUGCUAAGAGGCCUGGAGCAGCAAGUGAAGUUGACAGAAGGAUCCAUGGAUAUAACAAUAACAAAAGCUAACAUUUCAGAGAAAAUUAAGCAGCCGUUGGAUAACUUAAUUGGAACCAACUUCUAUAUUGCAGCAAGUGUUGUGGAGAUAGCUUCUGGAGCUCUAGAGGAGAAAGAGUUGACUUCUGUAAAAAUUGUGGCUUCACCCUACAUUCUGGAUCUCUCCAAAACCAAGAAAUACUAUAUUCCUUCUACACCAGUGCAUAUUGUGGCGGAGGUAUCUCACGCUGAUGGAUCUCCUGCAAAAGGUGUUGAUGUCCGUUUCACAGGUUUAAAUGGAAAAGUGGAGACCAUUAAAUCCAAUGAUAAUGGAGUUGCAACCAUUCACCAUAACCUAAAUCAAGAUCCCAAAUCACUGGAGCUCACGGUUAGCGCAGGAACAAGUGAAGGUUCAGUGGUCGAGACGCUGCAUCUUCUUCCAUAUUCUUCUGCAACAAAAAGUUUCCUUCACAUGUCUGUACCAUAUCAGGUGCUGAGUCCUGGGGAGUCUGUCAGGGUCACAUUAAAGGCAGUGUCUGCAAAAGAAAAUGACGUCAAGAAGAUCUACUAUAUGGUGCUCAGUAAGGGGCAAAUUAUCUCCCUCAACUACAUCUCAAAAAGUGACUACAUAGAAUUACAUAUUCCUGUCACUUCCUCUAUGGUACCCUCUUUCCGUAUUGUCGCCUACUAUCACCUUCACUCAGAGAUCGUUGCCAACUCAGCUUGGGUGGAUGUCACAGAUGAAUGCGAGGGCAAGCUAACAUUGAGCCAUAAAGUGAAGGAUUACAUUGAACCAGGGCUAUCCUUCAGUUUGGACGUAGUAACAGAUGACAAGGCUUUUGUGUCACUAUCUGUGGUCGAUACUGCAGUAUAUAUCCUGAAUUCUAAGAACAAACUGACACUAGGCAAGAUGUUCAAAGCUAUGAAUUUAUAUGAUUUAGGGUGCUCCCCAGGUGGGGGAAAAGAUUACAAAAAUGUCUUCAUGGAUGCUGGACUUGCUUUUGUUUCCAAAGAUGAAUACAGUAACCUCAAUGGGUUUAGUUGCAAGGCCUCUCAACGGAAAAAGCGAAAUAUAGAAUUCAGUAUGCUCACUCAACAAAAAGUCAACUCUUAUCCCACUCGUGAGCUUCAGCGUUGCUGUGGAGAUGGCAUGACGCUAUUGCCUAGAAAGAUGAAAAGGACCUGUGUGCAAAGAGCGGUCCGUAUACCAUCACAGUCUUGCAAAGAGGCCUUCCGUACAUGUUGUGACUAUGCUGAGAAAUUGCGCUUAGAAAUAACUCUAAAAAAACGCAAAACUUCAGGACUGGGAAGAACUCAGGAAGUGGGCCAGGACGAUGAAGAUGACUUUGCCGAUGAAAACGAUAUUCAGUACCGUACAUAUUUUCCAGAGAGCUGGCUUUUUAAGACCGUGAAUGUGGAUAAAAAGGAAAGUAUUCAUCUUAAUGUCCCGGACUCAAUCACUACUUGGGAAAUACAGGGUAUAGGAAUGUCGGCUAGAAAAGGUUUCUGCAUUGCUGAACCAGUGAAACUAAAAGUAUUUAAACCAUUUCACAUCCACCUGCGAGUCCCAUACUCCAUUAAGAGGUUUGAACAGAUGGAAAUAAGGCCUGUAUUAUACAACUAUAAUGAUAAGCAGUUAAAGGUGAGAGUGGACAUGGAGCAAGCUGAAAGUAUCUGUAGCCCAGCCAAAGACAUUGAGGGCUCAGACGGCAUCAGACUUACUCUGCCAGCAAAUUCUGCUACUGCCGUUUCCUUUCCUGUGGUUCCCAUUGGGAAGUCUAGCCCAGUGAUAACUAUUGUAGCCCUGGGACAGAAUGGUAUUACUGACAGCAUCAGGAAACCCCUGAAGAUUGUGAGGGAGGGGACCCAAGUCCUUGAGGAAAAGACAUAUAUUGUGGAUCCCAAGGACCCGGCUAGAAGUAUCAUAACCAUUGAUGAUGAUUUACCUUCAAAUUUGAUCCCUGAUGAAGAUUUCCACUCCAGUGCUGGACUUACCUUGGAUAGUCCAUUAAACACUAUUAACAACAGCUUGGGUGCAGAAGGAAUCAGUAACCUAAUCCGUGUCCCAUCUGGUUGUGCUGAACAAACUAUGAUUCGAACAGCUCCAGGAGUCUAUGCUUUGCGGUAUCUUGACCAUACAGAGAAGUGGAUCAUGCUUCCACCAGAACGGAAAGACGAAGGAAUGGAGAAUAUGAAACAGGGCUAUAUGAGGAUUUUACAAUUCAGAAAGAAUGAUGGUUCAUAUGGUGCCUGGAUUGAACGAAGGAGCAGUACAUGGCUUACUGCCUUUGUUGUAAAAGUGUUAUCUCUUGCUCGCAAAUACAUUGGUGUGGACGUAGAAGACAUCCGUAUUUCAGCAAAGUAUCUCACCACCAUGCAGAAUACAGACGGAAGCUUCCGAGAGAUAUUAUCUGUAAUCCACACAGAUAUGAAGGGUGGUGUUGAUGGAGUAAAUGCUGGAAUCUCUCUCACGGCCUAUGUGACGAUCGCCCUCCAUCAUUCUUUGGAAUCUCUCUCUGAAAACUCUGAAGAAGUGAAGAAAAUUAUAAGUAAAGCAAAUGAAUAUCUGCGAAAUAACCUGGACUCCCUCUCUGAACCGUACCCACUUGCUAUCACUGCGUACGCACUCACUCUCACCUCUGUGGACUCAACACUUAAAGACAAAGCCUUUAGGUUGCUUAUGAAUAUUGGACAGGAAGACACAAAAAAGAGGGAGCUGUUUUUUGGCCCGAGAAACAGUGCUCUGGCUGUGGAGACCACGGCGUACGCCUUAUUGACCGCCCUGCUCCGUAAGGAGACAACGACUGCUAAAAUGAUGUACACCUGGUUAACAGAACAACAAAACUUUGGAGGAGGGUUCAAAUCAACCCAGGACACAGUGAUGGCGCUGGAAGCUAUGUCUGAGUAUUGGAUCACCACGUAUAAGGAAGAACAAACUGCCCUAGAAGUUCAAGUGCAGUCUCUAGAGAGGAAAAAGGACAGAACAUUUUUUCUGCGGAGUGAGGACAAUGUGCAGGAGCAACUGUCGUUGGGAACAAAAUUUAAUAUAAAGGUGUCUGGAAAAGGAAAAGCAACCCUGACAGUUCUAAAACAAUAUAAUGUUAUGCAGACUGAGAACUCAACUUGUAAUGAUCUUGGACUUGAGGUGAAAGUGAGUGGAGAUGACACUGCAACCAAAGACGACAAUGAUUAUAAUUAUGAUUACGGUGAUGACGGUGAGGGUGACAGUGCUGAUGAACCCAGAGGAGCCAUUGAAUGGCACGACCUGAGAAAGAGAGCACGGAGAGAGGUCUCUCAACCCAAAGAGAAGGAAGUGAAAGUUUCCUAUGAAGUGUGUAUAUGGAAGAAGCUUCAUGCUAAAGUUUCUGGAAUGGCUAUUGUGGAUAUCACUAUGCUGAGCGGAUUUGUACCCAACGCAGAGGAUCUGUACAAGCUGAAAAACAGUUCUGAAAGGUACAUCAGCCAUUAUGAGAUCCAGGCUGGAAGACUCCUGCUAUACUUUGAUGAGGUCUCAGAAAGCAAGGAAUGCAUAUCUUUUGAUGCAAUACAGACAGUGAGGAUCUCACUCCUACAGCCUGCAUCUGCAAUCUUAUAUGAUUUUUAUGAACCAGAGAGAAAAUGCAAUGUGUUCUAUGGUGCACCGUCCAAGUCAAACUUUAUUGACACCCUAUGCUCAAAGGAUGUUUGCCAGUGUGCUGAAGGCCUUUGCCCUAUAAAACGGCGCAGUAUGGAAUUAACUGAAAGUGAUCGUCAGACAUUUGCCUGCUACAGUCCUAGAGUAGUUUAUGGUUAUCACGUGCGGGUGGAGAACAUAAAAGAAGAGGAUGCUUUUGUGGUCUACAAAACCAAGAUUCUGGACGUCUUGCAGAAAAAUGCCGAUGAGAACAUUGAUAAAGAAAAAAUGCGCUUUUUCCUUCAGCGCAAGUCGUGCAAAUUACGUCUGGAGUUAAAGGAGUAUUUGAUCAUGGGACAGGACGGUCAGACUAAGGACGACAAAGGACAAAUAAGAUAUCUUCUAGAAGAUAAUUCAUGGAUAGAGGAAAUCUUAAGUCCCCCAAAAUGCGCCGCAACUCGCUUCAGGAAUAUGUGCUUGAGCAUCAAAACCUUCAUGGAAAACUAUAAAAGCGAUGGUUGUAUGGUAUAAACCAUCGUCAUCUCAUGUCAUUUAUUUUGCAAACCUUCUAAUUAGUCUGGUUUUCAUGAGUUCCACUAAUUAAAAUGAAACUUCAGUAUUGUAUUAAAAAUAAAUGUUUUUUGUAUGUUGCUAUGAAUUCCAGAAUAUAUUUCUAUUUGAGAAUUUGAACAUCUCUAAAUAUAAUCACAUUAAAAUGUUUGAAUUACUACA